Messenger RNA from Drosophila ficusphila, 2158 nucleotides. Its product is annotated as serine/arginine repetitive matrix protein 2. The record is from RefSeq and is a predicted model, not a curated record. Lineage: Eukaryota; Metazoa; Arthropoda; Insecta; Diptera; Drosophilidae. Bases 195 to 2093 code for a protein of 632 amino acids. The transcript has 2 exons.
UCGAGGUUCUGCGGCUAUCGAAUAAUUAAAUAAAAUAACGCCAAUGCUUAACAAAAGUUAAUUUAAACCAACUAAAAUAUAUACGUAACUAGAAUUGGAAAAUCCCUCUUAGCGUUGGAAUUCUGGGAAUCAAAAUACAAAGAGCGCUUACUAGUUUUACAAACAUAGUAAAGCCCCACGGCAAGAGCAGUCACAUGGACCCCUACCAGGAUGACCACCUUCAAGCCGCAGAAACAAGUACGCGACAUGCACACCUUCCCAACAUAUUCAUCAAAAGCGAGCCCUUUCUCGAAGAUCUGAGGGAGGUCUUGGACGAGCUGGGAGAAAUAUUGGAUGAGGAAUACGCCGAGAAGGAUCGGGAAGAGAAUCAGACUACGUCGAAAGCGGAUGAAAAGCUGGAUGAGUCGAAGCUAGAUGUGAACCCAGACGAGUUUGAUCUAGAUGAUAAACUUAGAGCCACGCCACCGCCGCCCUUUGUCUUACUAGCAGACGACUCCCUGUUGUUCACCAGAAGAUUAAAGACGUACUGCGAUACAUCCCCACUAAGCUUCAAUGAAUCCCCACAAGAAUCGGGAGAAAUUUCUUCCAGUGAGGCCGAAUUCAUUGAGGAAACCGUAUACCGGCACGAGGAACCCUUUCGAAGUAAAAAUUCCCCUUUAAGAGAAUGCCUGGAGCAUCACAAAAACAUAAUUAAAGAGAAUCCCGAACGCUGCUGGACCAGCAAGAAAGGAGCCUCCAGGGAAUCUAGCUUAACUAAAUCAAAAGGAUUUAAACCAGAUCGUACAAAUCGCCGCAGCAAAUCCAAAGAGUGCAGUCGCGUCCGAAGAACAAGUUUCUCGGUGUAUGGACCAACGAUUAGUCGUAGUUCAAGCCCGAAGUUUAGAACCGGGAGAACAAGCUCAUCCAGAAACUCUAUGAAGAAAAGCACUUCCAGCCCGCAAAGGCACCAAAGUCAAUCUGGAAACCACAAAAGGAGGAGGAACUCAAAAGAUGACCGGAUUAAGCGCCGCCGUAGCCCGUCGCCCAGGCGGAGUUGCAGAUCCAGAUCUCGAAGUUGGAGACGCAGGAGUCGUUCCCGAACCGCAAUAAACUCUUGUUCAGACAGAAGAUCAAAAGAAGAAAAUGGUUCAAGGCGCAGGCGUAGCAGUCCUUUCCGAUGUCGGCUUAGAUCUCCUUGCUCUCGACGGAAUUACCUUCGACGAUUGUCACCAGAACGCAAGCAUCGAAACCGGUCGAGGAGCAGAUCCAGGAACCCAGGGCGUCAUCGAUUAGAAAGCAAAGUGCGACUGCGGGAGCGUUCAAGGAGCAGAUCCAAACCAAUAAGAAAUCCCUUUCUGAAGCGUUCUAGAAGCAGAUCCAAAUCGCCCAAAGCCGUGCUGCGAGGCUGUUCGAGAAGUAUAUCAAAGCCCCGAUCGGAAAGUAAAGAUAGGCUAACCAAGGUACGCCAGCGAUCCAGAAGACUGUCUAACAGAUCAGGGAGCCGGGUUCGAGAGAAUUCCAUCAGUGGCUCCCAGCCUGCAAAAAGCCAGUCCGCAAUGCCACUCUUAAGCGAGCGAUUCGGGAAGUGCCAAGGAAGUCAGUCUGUGAAAAACUCGACCGUAAAGUCUCUGGAAGACAAGUCUAAGACUCCCAUCCCAAGUGCCCUUCCAGCUGAGGCGAUGGUUGCUCAGGUCCGCAUUCAGCAGUCGCCGAGCAGAACCUCCAAUAUUUCGCCAAUAAGGACGCGUCCCAUCUCCCCGUUGGUUACGCUCCACGACAACAGAAUAAGCCGACCACAGGAGUUGCGUGAGUGGUUUCUGCCCACGCCAAAUGCCCCCCAAAUGCUCUGUACCCAGAUGCACUUCGAACAAGUAAACUACACGCAGCACUACAACUUUCCGCAUGUACCGUGCGUCCCACAGCUCAAUCCCUUCGAUCUGCGCCGCCGUUUGGCCACGAAAAGAUCCGUCAUUUACCUGGGCCCCAACGAUUUGCGUCACCGAAUCCAGGAAGUGUUUCAACCGGAAAUCUACGCGCCCCCAAUCGAAUUCAGUGCCUACGCUGAGUGGUCCUCUGGUUUUCCGGGGCAGUACCAACACAGCGGUUAUUACUAAGGAGUUCACCAAAAAUCAUUUCAGUUUAUGUUUUAAAGUCUGUCUAUUAAAUACAUUUAAAGGUA